AUGCUCAUUCGAAGCUAUUUUUGGCUCAAAGCAGACGACAGUAAAGUUCUUGCAUCGGACUUUGCCAACAUAGCGGUUCGACUAGGGCUUGAAGAUGACAUCUCCCUUGACAUCACGGCAAGUCGCGACAUUGUCAUGGGCUGGCUGGCGAAACCGCUUAGGGACUCCACCCAGCCAGACGACUCAGGAAACUAUGUAAAGUGGCUCCUGAUCUUCGACAACGUCGACAAUCUCGAUGUUCUUGCAGACUUCUGGCCGAAUCUUGGCUCUGAACAUACACAUUCACCAUGGGUUACACCUCCUCCAUUAACGAAUGCCGAGACAGAAAAUCUGCUGCAGAAACUUACAAACGUGACGGCUGAUGGAAUACAACAAGAGGCCCUGGCCAAAAUAGCGCAGGAGCUUGAUGGGCUACCGCUAGUCGUCAACCAGAUCUGGAUUGAUUCGGUCACUUCGACUUUCUUAUAUUCAGUCACUAGUGACACUUUGGGCUUUGGACCGGCUUCCUCCCCGACCAAGGCCUUGCUAGAGAUCAUCUGCUUACUGGAUCCUGACGACAUCCCCGAGGACGUUUUAAUCGACAACGAUCACCAGGUUGAGCUCCCCGGAUAUCCAACAGACAUGGAAAGUUAUUACAGCGCUAGAAGUGAGCUUUUGUCUUCCUCUCUCGUGAACCAAAUGAACAACAACAAGUUGUCACUGCAUCGUCUUGUCCAAGACGCAACCAAAACCAUGAUGGGUCCUGAAAGGUUAGCCCAAGCCUUCCAAUCAGCGAGUAAAUUGUUGGUUUCCGCCUGGCCUUUUCAGUCCAUUAAAGAGCACCACUCGACUGAUGGCCUCCAAGCGAUGCUCCCGGGCGACAUCAAUUUAGCUUUGGAUCUGUCUAUUGCACGACUAUUCAACGAUACGGGAUGGUACAUGUUUGAACGUGGUCUGCAAGAGCAGACGAAACCGUUUUGCGAGCUAGCUCUCGAAAUUGCAAAAAGUAUAAAGAACAAGGACAGCGCAGAAGCGGCCGAGUGCAUUCGAGAAAUCCACUCAGUAUUAGGAAUCGCUCUUUGUCGAGACGAAUGA
Molecule: messenger RNA, 1074 nt
Organism: Fusarium poae
Lineage: Eukaryota; Fungi; Ascomycota; Sordariomycetes; Hypocreales; Nectriaceae
Exons: 5
Coding region: 1-1074 (357 amino acids)
Source: RefSeq, a predicted model, not a curated record